AUGCCUCUGAUAUUUGAGAGCACCGACGUGCGCAACUUGCUCAGCAACAAGCGCGUCGUGUUGAUGGGAUGCUCAAAUGUAAGGGCAAUCUACAAAGACCUCAUAUGUGUCCACCAGCACAACGAGUUCAUAUCAAACGAGAAGCUGAAACAGAAGAUGGAAGACAGUUCAUACGGAGACAACCUUGUAGGGCACGGAAAGAAGCACAAUGGCCGUGACUAUAGAGAAGAAAGGCUGUACAGGAAAAACAGGACCUCCAUCUCUUUCUACUUCCUCACGAGGAUCUACAGCGAGUACGUUCAACGUAUCCUGGCAGACAUGACCGUUGGCUAUGCGCCUGACGUCAUCGUCGUCUCAUCGUGUCUCUGGGAUAUCACACGUUGGGGUCCAAAUGGCGUACAGGAGUACAAGGAGAACCUGAACAGGUUCUUCAGUGACCUGAACAGGAUACUACCCUCUACGUCCCUGGUCAUCUGGUUGACAGCAGCCCCCUUAGCUCAGGAUGUCCGCGGUGGAUUCCUCAUUCCGCAGCUGGACUUCCUCAAGUACUCCCUCCGAUUUCACGUCCUCGAGGCAAACUCCUUCUGCAGGGAGACGGCUGACAGGUAUGGCAUCGACGUCGUCGACAUCCACUACCACCUGCGUAUGUUCCUCGAAUAUCGUGCCGAAGACGGCAUUCACUGGCUUCCGAAGGCUGUGCGGCUCUGCACCAAUCUCGUCCUCACUCACAUUGCCAUAUCGUGGGGUUUCAAAGGGCCAUCUUGUCACAGCUUCUUGGUGGGCAGCGAGAAGGAAAUCAUUCGCGAUGGAAAGCGCGGUUUCCAUUGCAUACCAGACGAGGAUAGUGCAAGCGAACAGAAUCAUUCUGCGGACCUGCUAUUCAACGCAGCCCUUGGAUGCCAUCAACGAUGCCGCAGAGGUCCCGCCAUCGCAGCGACCAAAGGCACAAAGGGGCAAUUGGAGAGGCAGACGGUAUCGCAGGCCACGACGGAACAGGCAGCGAUGCCCAUGGUUGCCUGGACAAGAGCCAUGCAGCAGCCAAAGCCAGCCUGGGCCUAA
This is a messenger RNA of Rhipicephalus sanguineus (brown dog tick), 1059 nucleotides long. RefSeq names its product PC-esterase domain-containing protein 1A. The record is from RefSeq and is a predicted model, not a curated record. Lineage: Eukaryota; Metazoa; Arthropoda; Arachnida; Ixodida; Ixodidae. The transcript is spliced from 7 exons. Bases 1 to 1059 code for a protein of 352 amino acids.